Aphanomyces invadans is the source of this 1920-nucleotide messenger RNA. RefSeq lists its product as hypothetical. Lineage: Eukaryota; Oomycota; Saprolegniomycetes; Saprolegniales; Verrucalvaceae. Gene Ontology annotation, biological process: protein ubiquitination. The record is from RefSeq and is a predicted model, not a curated record. Gene Ontology annotation, cellular component: Cul4A-RING E3 ubiquitin ligase complex; membrane. The coding region runs from base 34 to 1722 and encodes 562 amino acids. The transcript has 9 exons.
CCAAGUCGACCAAGUCACAACCAGAGACGCGACAUGCGCGCCGAGGUGCUUCUCGUGCUGGGAACUGCCGGCGUGGCUGCGUCGGCGGGCGUCAAGCACCCUGCCGUUGGCCUCCAGUGCUUGCAACGUCAGGACUGCGGGUUUCUUCCAGGCCUCGCCUGCAUCAACCAGACGUGUGCGCAUUGUACGACGAACGCGGACUGCGGCAUGUUUCCGACAGACUUGUCGAAGCGUUGCAUCGUUCUGCCGACGACUCGCUCCACCGUGUGCAUCGAGAAGAAUCUGUUUGACCCGUUCACGGCGGCGGACGUGUUUGCGACAUGCAUGGCAUUCCUCAGCGCAGCACUUGGAUCAGGAUGCGGCGUCGGCGGCGGCGGUCUUCUCGUGCCUUUGUACAUUUUGGUAGUGGGACUCAGCCCGAAACACGCGAUUCCACUGUCCAAGGCCACCAUCUUUGGCGGUGCGGCCGCGACCUUCUUCGUCAACUUUCGCAAGCCCCAUCCGCUUCGACCAAAGCGACCCUUGAUCGACUACGCGCUGGCCGCAAUGAUGGAGCCCCCGACGUUGGUCGGGUCCAUCUUUGGCGUCAUGUUCAACAGGAUCUUUCCAUCCUGGCUCAUCUUGAUUCUUCUCAUCACGUUGCUCAGCUACACAUCGUAUCGCACGCUGCAAAAGGGGUACAAGGUGCCAUCUCUCUCUCUCCUUUAUGCACAAACGGACCAUCCCAUGAUGCAGGUCUUCGGCAAGGAACAGCUCGCCUUACACACAGCUACCGCGCCGCCCGCGGACGAGUCGACGUCGUGCUUGAUCCAUAUCGACAAAGUCAAGCGAAAGGUCGAGUGGUGUGCUCGCAAGUGGCUCCUGGUGACGCGGGAGAGCCGCCAACGGCGCGUCCAGCGCCGCGACGACGAAGCCGACUUCAAGUCGCUUCCUCCGUUGGUGCUACCUCCAAACAAAGAAGAGUUUUUUGCAAAGACACGGGCGGCCUUGGCGACUGACGAGUGCACAACGUUCCCGAUGCAAAAUGUGCUGCCGCUUUUCGCGUGCUGGUGCGUUGUGGUUGCGCAAGCGAUCGUGCUGGGCGGCCACGGUGCUCCGAGUUUGCUGGGAAUCCCGUGCGGCACGAUGGCCUACUGGCUGCUCACGUUCGUCCCGCUGGCCAUCCUGCUCCGCAUCAUGGCUUGGAUGGGCCAGCGCUUGCGGCUGCGCAACCGACUCCGCGUGCUGUCGAAAGCUGUCUUUGUCGACGGCGACGUGCAUUGGACGCGUGCCAAGACCCACGUCGUCUUUCCACUCUACUGCGUCGUUGCGGGGAUUGCAGCCGGCCUGCUUGGCAUCGGAGGGGGCAUGGUCAAAGGUCCUGUCAUGCUUGAAAACGGGAUUUUGCCGCCCGUCCAGUCGUCGACAGCUUCGUUUAUGAUCUUGUUCACGUCGUCCGCCACGACGUUGCUGUUUUCGAUCGCUGGCAUGUUUCCAGGCCAACUGCAAUAUGAUUAUGUGCUGUGGUUUGCCACGGUCGGGUGUUGCGGCGGGCUGUUCGGGCAAAAGGUCGUGGGGUACCUGCUGAAGAAGUACCAUCGGACGUCGAUCUUGGUGUUCAUCUUGGCCUUUACGAUUGGGCUCUCGGCCGUGUGCAUGGGAUAUGUCGGCGCGCAAACGGCGUUCCGCGAUUUUGCCAAAGGCGUCGACCUCGGCUUUUCCAGCGUGUGUGCUGCCCCAUAGAGAACGGUUGGGACCGUGUCGACCGAGUAGUUGUCAGAGUGGCGUACUCCAUCCUCACAAAGCUUAUCUUGCUUGGGUUGUGCAGGCACGUCGUGUCCCGAUCGAAUCCUGCUGUGCCGGGGCAAUCACGCAUCCAUCCCUCGUCGAGUGUCGCAGCCUUCGGUUUCUCGAACGGGGUGUGCACAACGAAUCAGGAAC